Molecule: messenger RNA, 625 nt
Organism: Scophthalmus maximus (turbot)
Lineage: Eukaryota; Metazoa; Chordata; Actinopteri; Pleuronectiformes; Scophthalmidae
Gene: hspb11
Product: heat shock protein family B (small) member 11
Exons: 6
Coding region: 139-579 (146 amino acids)
Biological process (GO): intraciliary transport
Cellular component (GO): intraciliary transport particle B; cilium; centrosome
Source: RefSeq, a predicted model, not a curated record
UGAGCUGACGUGUUUACGUUUGCGUCCUCUCCACUGUGGACAGGACGCUGCAGCAGUCACAGCGCCACAUCGUCGGCUACACUUCAUUCACGUUCCUUUCCCAGGACGCAAUAAUACAAGCAGGCGACACAUGGAUCGAUGAAAUACACCCGGAGCCCCGGGGACCCGCGGAACAUGACCGACUCCUCUCUGAGUUCUCUGGGUGCAAAAGUUGUUGUCGCUUCUUCCGGCGAUGAAAACCACCCACCGGAAAACAUCACUGACGGAAGCACUGAAACGUUUUGGAUGUCCACCGGGAUGUUUCCUCAGGAGUUCAUCGUCCGCUUCGCUGAAGCCACGACGAUGUCUGCAGUGACAGUGGACAGCUACAACGUCAAGCAUCUAAGGAUAGAGAAGACUGCCUCACAGAAUGCUUCUCAGUUUGAGCUUGUCACAGAGAAAGAAUUUGGACAUACGGAAGGACAUCUUCAAUCAAAUGUUGUUUCACUAAAUGGAAGCAGUGCAACCCACCUUCGCUUUAUCAUCACCACAGGAUAUGAUCACUUUGUUUCAGUACACAGAGUCACUGUGCAAAAUUGACACACUUGAUUAUUGUGAAUUAAAGCCAGAUUUUUUUUUAUAUCUA